CCUCUUUACUGGGUGCACUGCUUACAUGAAUCGUGCGUAAAUUAGCUAAAAAAUAAAUUAUCGAACUUGAAGUCAUUCGUUUACGAAUAUAUUGCAUUAUUCGCCCUAUGUUUCUUUAAUUAAAUGUAUGUGUAGUUAUAUCGUACACAAUUGAAAAUGUUUGCGGGCCUACCUGAACUUGGGAUAUCCAAUGGCGAGGAUCUAAAAGAAACACUGACUAACUGCACAGAGCCUCUGAAAGCCAUUGACCAGUUUCAGACAGAAAAUGGCAUUUUGUUGCCAACUCUUCAGUCAGCUCUUCCCUUCCUGGACCUUCACGGGACUCCUCGAUUGGAGUUUCACCAGUCGGUCUUUGACGAGCUUCGUGACAAGUUGAUGGAGCGAGUCGCCACUAUCGCAGAGGGCAAGGAUGAGGAACGUUAUGGUAAACUUGAAGAGCUUCUAGAGAAGAGUUUUCCACUGGUGAAGAUGCCCUCCAUUCAGCCAGUGGUCAUGCAGGUUCUGAAACAUCUUCCAAAGGUUCCAGAGAAAAAGCUGAAGCUUGUAAUGGCUGAUAAGGAACUGUAUAAGGUCUGUGCUGUUGAGGUAAAGAGGCAGAUCUGGCAGGACAACCAGGCUCUCUUCGGGGAUGAGGUUUCGCCCCUGCUCAAGCAGUAUAUUGUGGAGAAGGAGGCAGCACUUUUCAGCAGUGAUCUCUCUAUUCUGCACAACUUCUUCAGCCCCUCCCCCAAAGCAAGACGCCAAGGAGAGGUAGUCUUGAAGUUGACCCAGAUGAUUGGGAAGAAUGUGAAACUGUAUGACAUGGUACUUCAGUUCCUGCGAACCCUCUUCCUGCGUACGCGUAACGUCCACUAUUGCACCCUGCGUGCAGAGCUGCUCAUGUCCCUCCAUGACCUGGACAUCAGUGAGAUCUGUUCAGUAGACCCCUGCCACAAGUUCACCUGGUGCUUGGAUGCCUGUAUCCGUGAGAAGUUUGUGGAUGCCAAGCGAGCCCGGGAAUUGCAAGGUUUUCUGGAUGGAGUGAAGAAAGGACAGGAGCAAGUACUUGGGGACCUGUCCAUGAUCCUGUGCGACCCAUUUGCCUGUAACACCCUGGUUUUGAGUACGGUCCGAAACUUGCAAGAAUUGCUCAGCCAGGACGCUCUACCCAGAGACAGUCCAGACCUGAUGCUGCUGCUUAGAAUGCUGUCUCUUGGACAAGGGGCUUGGGAUAUGAUUGACAGCCAAGUCUUUAAAGAGCCCAGAUUGGAACUGGAGGUUGUAACCCGUUUUCUACCAGCCAUGUUGUCAGUAGUUGUGGACGACUACACCUUCACCGUAGAACAGAAGCUCCCCAGUGAGGAGAAGACCUCCCUCACUUAUCCCACAGCCCUGCCCGAUGCCUUCAACAAGUACCUGCAGGAGAACAGGGUGGCAUGUGAGAUAGGUCUGUACUACACCCUCCACAUUGCCAAGCAGAGGAACAAGAAUGCCUUACAACGGUUACUUCCCGCUUUGGUGGAGACCCACAACGAAAUGGCCUUUGGGGACAUCUUCCUGCACCUUCUGACAGGGCACCUCACCUUGCUCUCUGAUGAGUUUGGGACUGAAGAGUUCUGCUCUGCCGUGUUUGAUGGCUUUCUGCUCGCCUCUUUCUCCAGUAAAGAGAAUGUCCACAGACACACCCUACGCCUGUUGCUUCACCUUCACCACAAAGUGUUGCCGUCUUGUGUGGAGACCUUACUGAAAACCCUGGAACCCCCAAAACAGAGCAGUGACCAGGUGAAGGAGUUGUACACCCAGCUGACAGAGAAACUGGAGGCCCAAAAGAAGAGUCCUGCCCAGCCAGACGAAGCCCCCUCUCUUGACCUGGGGCUCCAUCCUGUUACAGUGCCCACGACAGCCUCCACUCCAACCACACCACUUUGAGAGGAGGAGGUAGGACGUAUCGAAAGAAACAAACCUCGCGGUUUGAAAAAAGGAUGCUGAUAUUACAUGUAGAAUUGAGGUCGGCUCAUGAAAACGUAAAAAAAAAAAACUGCAUAAUGAACAUUACAAUAUGCAAUUUCCUCUAUGGUUACUAUGGUCAAGGUUUAGUUUGUUUUCUAAUGCUUGGUUAUUUUUUAAAUGUAUUUUUAAGGAAGGGGGCAGUCCCACUCCUUUUGUCAUUUGUUUUGCUUUAUUGAAGAGAUGGUAAAGUGUAUGAAGACGGAGGCUGGACCAAACGGGCCACAGUGCUUGUUUUAUUUUAAAGCGGUCUAUUUUUAAGCAGUCUUCCAGCUUUACAAAUGUAAUUCGAUGGCAGUUAUUACUUUUAUUAAUAUGUAGUCUUGCUGAAUUAUUGUUCAAAGUAUGUUUUAAUAUGUACUGUAGCUAUCUAUCUAGACUGAAUGUCAAUGUGUGUAGGCCUACUGUUUGGUUUGUGUCAGUGGUGAAACAAGCUGUAAAUAAAAUCACUAUUUAGAAAUUAAGUCCCAAAAUAUUUUCAAACAUUAAAGUUGCCAAAGGAAGCAAUAUGACUAGUACAGGAAUUAAGUAAUCAAACAUACAGUACCAGUCAAAAGUUUGGAAACACCUACUCAUUCAAGAGUUUCUUUAUUUUUACUAUUUUCUACGUUGUAGAAUAAUAGGAAAGACAUCAAAACUAUAAAAUGACACGUACAAUGUGGAGAACAAGUAUUUGACACACUCCCGAUUUUGCAGGUUUUCCUACUUACAAAGCAUGUAGAGGUCUGUAAUUUUUAUCAUAUGUACACUUCAACUGUGAGAGACGGAAUCUAAAACAAAAAUCCAGAAAAUCACAUUGUAUGAUUUUUAAGUAAUUAAUUCGCGUUGUGCUUUGCUUAUUUUAGCUGUUCUUGCCGUAAUAUGGCCUUGACCCUAUUUGGUGAAAUACCAUCUUCCUUUUAUACCACCCUACCUUUUGUCACAACACAACUGAUUGACUCAAACGCAUUAAGAAGUAAAGAAAUUCCACGAAUUAACUUUUAACAAGAUACACCUGUUAAUUGAAAUGCAUUCCAGGUGACCGACUACCUUAUGAAGCAAGCUGAGAGAAUUCCAAGUGUGUGCAAAGCUGUCAAGGCAAAGGGUGGCUACUUUGAAGAAUCUAAAAUAUAUUUUGAAUUAACACUUUUUUUUGGUUGCUACAUGAUUUCAUGUGUUAUUUCAUAGUUUUGAUGUCUUCACUAUUAUUCUACAAUGUAGAAAAUAUAAAAAAAUUAAGAAAAAACCUUGAAGGAGUAGGUGUGUCCUUCAGGAAUGUGUGUGUAUAUUAAUGAAUGACUGAAUACAGCACUUCCUAUACAAAUGGUGUUGAAGUUUAUAUACUCCUUAGCCAAAUACAUUUAAACUCAGUUUUUCACAAUUCCUGACAUUUAAUCCUAGUAAAAAUUCCCUGUCUUAGGUCAGUUAGGAUCACCAUUUUUAUUUUAAGAAUGUGAAAUGUCAGAAUAAUAGUAGAGAAUUAUUUAUUUCAGCUUUUACUUCUUUCAUCACAUUCCCAGUCAGUCAGAAGUUUACACACACUCAAUUAGUAUUUGGUAGCAUUGCCUUUAAAUGGUUUAACUUGGGACAAACGUGUUGGGUAGCCUUCCACAAGCUUCCCACAAUAUGUUGGGUGAAUUUUGGCCCAUUCCUCCUGACAGAGCUGGUGUAACUGAGUCAGGUUUGUAAGCCUCCUUGCUCGCACACACUUUUUCAGUUCUUUCCACACACUUUCUAUAGGAUUGAGCCCGGUGCAGAGUUGUUAACAACCCUACGGUGCUUGGUUGGUGCCAGGUUUCCUCCAGACGUGACGCUUGCCAUUCAGGCCAAGGAGUUCAAUCUUGGUUUUAUCAGACCAGAGAAUCUUGUUUCUUAUGGUCAGAGUUCUUUAGGUGUCUUUUGGGAAAACUCUAAGUGGGCUGUCAUGUGCCUUUUUUUAUUGAUGAGUGGCUUCUGUCUGGACACUACCAUGAAGGCCUGAUUGAUGGAGUGCUGCAGAGAUGGUUGUCCUUCUGGAAGGUUCUCCCAUCUCCACAGAGGUGCUCUGUCAGUGAGGUCACCUCCUAGGCCCUUCUCCCACGAUUGCUCAGUUUGGCUGGGCGGCCAGCUCUAGGAAGACUCUUGGUGGUUCCAAGCUUCUUUCAUUGAAGAAUGAUGGAGGCCCCUGUGUUCUUUGAGACCUUCAAUGCUGCAGAAAUGUUUUGGUACCCUUCCCCAGAUCUGUGGCUUGACACAAUCCUGUCUCUGAGCUCUACGGACAAUUCCUUCGACCUCACGGCUUUGUUUUUGCUCUGACAUGCACUGGCAAAUGUGUGAUUAUAUGGACAGGUGUGUGCCUUUCCAAAUUCUUACAAAUAUAUUUUUUAUAACGUUUUUAAAUAAAUUUGCAGAAAUGUCUAAACCUGUUUUCACAUUGUCAUUAUGGGGUGUUGUGUGUAGAUUUGCUGAAGAUUUGAAAUCAAAUUUAAUCCAAUUUAGAAUACAGCUGUAACGUAACUGUGGGGAAAGUAAAUUUGUCUGAAUACUUUCCGUAGACAC
Oncorhynchus masou masou (cherry salmon) is the source of this 4503-nucleotide messenger RNA. RefSeq names its product negative elongation factor B-like. The transcript is spliced from 13 exons. Gene Ontology annotation, cellular component: nucleus; NELF complex. The coding region runs from base 157 to 1908 and encodes 583 amino acids. Gene Ontology annotation, biological process: negative regulation of transcription elongation by RNA polymerase II. NCBI's taxonomy places the organism in Eukaryota, Metazoa, Chordata, Actinopteri, Salmoniformes, Salmonidae. The record is from RefSeq and is a predicted model, not a curated record.